Erigeron canadensis is the source of this 1181-nucleotide messenger RNA. Its product is annotated as DNA repair protein RAD51 homolog 4. Gene Ontology annotation, biological process: double-strand break repair via homologous recombination; reciprocal meiotic recombination; DNA strand invasion. The transcript is spliced from 10 exons. Gene Ontology annotation, molecular function: ATP binding; single-stranded DNA binding; four-way junction DNA binding. Lineage: Eukaryota; Viridiplantae; Streptophyta; Magnoliopsida; Asterales; Asteraceae. Gene Ontology annotation, cellular component: replication fork; centrosome; Rad51B-Rad51C-Rad51D-XRCC2 complex. The coding region runs from base 94 to 1047 and encodes 317 amino acids. The record is from RefSeq and is a predicted model, not a curated record.
UAACCCAAACACCCCCUCAUGUAAGAUGAAAUAGCGGCCACUUUCAUAAAUGAUCUGAGCAGUGGCGGCUGAAGGCGACGGCGAUAGUUAGAAAUGCGGAUGGGAGCACUGAAAUCUUUAAAGGAAGAUUAUGAUAUAAUCGACGCCAAUUUUCUUCAUUUCUGCGCCUCUCACGGCAUUUUUUCCGUUGAAGAUGUCUUAGUUCAUGAUGUGUACUUGUUAGUGGCUUCGGCGGAGAAACUUGCUAAUUUCGAUAGAUUAAAACAGGGUAUCAACCAACUCCUCUCUAUAAUAGAAACAUGCCAUCAACCGUGGAUGAAUGGUCUGGAGAUUUUGGAAGAUAGGAAACAAAAUAAACAUCAUCUGUCUACUGGGUGUGAACGCUUCGAUGUGUUACUACAUGGUGGAUUGCAUGAGGGACAUGUAACGGAAUUAGUGGGCCCGUCUUCUUCUGGGAAAACACAAGUUUGCUUUCAAGUGGCAUCAAAUGUGGCUAUGAAGCUGGGUAGUGUUGUUUUUCUUGAUUCGGGAAACUCAUUUUCACCUACACGCAUUAUGCAAAUGGUUACUCGUAUAUCUGGUUCAGCUGGGAAUAAGGUCGAUGGAUUUCUUCAACCUGCAAUGAGAAACAUAGAACAUCAUGCUGUUUUUGACAUUUAUGCCUUGUUAAAGAUUCUUCAUCAGUUAAAGUUAAAUUUAAAAUCUCAGACAAGAUACCGACUACGGUUGAUAAUCGUUGAUUCGAUAUCAUCACUUAUUGCCCCAGUUCUUGGGGGAAGCAAUGCGCAAGGACAUGCUUUGAUGGUUUCUGUUGGAUACUUGCUGAAGGAGUUAGCAGACAGACAUAACAUCGCAGUUGUUGUUACAAAUCAUAUGGUGAGCGGAGAAGGAGGUAUUCCAAAGCCGGCUCUUGGAGAGAGUUGGAAAAACAUUCCACAUGUGCGACUACAAGUUUCCCAGGACCAUGCAAGCAACACCUAUGGGGUGUACAUACUGAAGCACCCAUACAUGGCAUCCGGAGGAAGUGUGACCUUCAUGAUUCCAUGACAUUUGGUUUAACUUUUGCAGCAGUACAUAUUUGACUUAACAGAAUAUUUUUAUCAAUGUUAAAGCUAGUGAUAUUCAAAUGUACAUUCAUGAUUCAUGCAAUAAGUAAUUGCUUAGUGAUGGUUUUUUGCAAA